AUCUUCAGCAGGGGGAAGCCAUGGCCAUCCUGUUUGCUGUCGUGGCGAGGGGCACCACCAUCCUGGCCAAGCACGCCUGGUGUGGAGGGAACUUCCUGGAGGUGACAGAGCAGAUCCUGGCCAAGAUCCCCUCGGAGAACAACAAACUCACCUAUUCCCACGGCAGUUACCUGUUCCACUACAUCUGCCAGGACAGGAUUAUUUACCUCUGCAUCACAGAUGACGACUUUGAACGCUCCCGAGCCUUCACGUUCCUGAACGAGAUCAAGAAGCGGUUCCAGACCACGUACGGCUCCCGAGCCCAGACAGCCCUCCCCUAUGCCAUGAACAGCGAGUUCUCCAGUGUCCUGGCAGCACAGCUGAAAUACCACUCGGAGAGCAAAGGCCCUGACCAGGUGGCAGAGACACAAGCCCAGAUCGAUGAACUCAAAGGAAUCAUGGUCCGGAACAUAGACCUUGUGGCGCAAAGAGGGGAGAAGCUGGAGCUGCUGAUCGAUAAAACAGAGAACCUCGUGGAUUCGUCAGUCACUUUCAAAACAACCAGCAGGAACCUCGCCCGGGCCAUGUGCAUGAAGAACCUCAAGCUCACCAUCGUCAUCAUCAUCGUGUCCAUUGUGAUCCUCUACAUCAUCCUCUCAGCAGUGUGUGGUGGGCUGGCCUGGCCCAGCUGUGUGCAGAAAUAACCAGAGCUGCUGCUGGGCCCUUGGAGAUGAGUGCCAGGAGUGUGAAGAAGCAACCUAUGGAAUAACUCACCUGUCACCUCUGCCACCUCCUCAUCCCUCCAUCCCUCCAGGACUUCAGACUUUUUUGCCUUAUCACCCCAGAGGGGCCCAGAAGGAGCUGUGACCUCCAGAGAGGGCUGGGCUGGAUUACUUGAAGGGAUUUCUUUGUUCCUUUUCCUGUCCCCACGAAUGCCUUCCUUCCCUGUGUCCCUGUGGCUUUGCACUCGGAUGGGGAACGGGCCUGGCCUGCCUGUGAGGAUGGAGCCAGAGGGUGGUUUGGGGUGGGCUGAGCCAAACUAACAGGGCAGGGAUGAGAUGGUUUGAGUUUCCACAGUCCCUGGAGAUGCACAUCUGGCCACGUGUGGCUCUCAGUGCUUCAGCACGGGAAGGUCACGGCUCUAAUCCCGGUGGGAACAAAAUGGACGGGGCUUUGUGCACUGAGAGGUGGGAAAUCUCCCUUUUCCUGGGGAGUUUUCCUGCAGGUAGGGGGGGUCACCUCAGCAUUUGGAAUGGCUGCCUCUUCAUCCUCACUUCUUCCUCAUCUCCCCCCUUGGUUUGUGGCUGGGUGGGCACAGUAAAGGAGGCGGCUGCUCGUGGUUCCGGCUGCAGUCACGGAUCUGCUUUC
Messenger RNA from Manacus vitellinus (golden-collared manakin), 1347 nucleotides. It is a transcript of the gene VAMP7, whose product is annotated as vesicle associated membrane protein 7. Gene Ontology annotation, cellular component: membrane; SNARE complex. Gene Ontology annotation, molecular function: SNAP receptor activity; SNARE binding. Bases 21 to 683 code for a protein of 220 amino acids. The record is from RefSeq and is a predicted model, not a curated record. NCBI's taxonomy places the organism in Eukaryota, Metazoa, Chordata, Aves, Passeriformes, Pipridae. The transcript is spliced from 8 exons. Gene Ontology annotation, biological process: exocytosis; vesicle fusion.